AUGCGAACUUUUGCUUCCCUGGCUGCGGCCAGCCUUGCGCUUGCCGGCCUUGCCUCUGCAAGCGACGUUCACGAUCUGAAGGCCGAUACCUUCAAAGAGUUCGUCUCUGAACACGAUCUAGUCCUCGCAGAGUUCUUCGCACCUUGGUGCGGUCACUGCAAGGCUCUCGCCCCAGAAUACGAGGAGGCUGCUACCACGCUCAAGGAGAAGAACAUUCCUUUGGUCAAGGUCGACUGCACAGCCGAGGGAGAUCUAUGCAAAGAAUAUGGCGUAGAGGGUUAUCCUACCGUCAAGGUCUUCCGUGGACUCGACAACAUCAAACCAUAUCCCGGCGCACGAAAAGCACCUGCGAUUAUCUCAUACCUCACCAAGCAGCAACUACCUGCUGUUUCUCUCCUCACAUCCGAUACCCUAGAAGAGUUCAAGACCACCGACAAAGUCGUAGUUGUUGCCUACAUCUCUGCCGACGACAAAGCCUCGAAUCAGUCCUACACCGCCCUCUCAGAAUCUCUGAGAGACGAAUACAUCUUCGGAGCAAUCAACGAUGCUGCGGUCGCAAAAGCUGAGGGUGUUAAACAGCCCGCCAUCGUUCUCUACAAGGACUUUGAUGAAGGCAAGGCUACUUUCGACGAGAAGUUUGACGAGGAGGCUAUUACCAAGUUCAUCAAGACUGCCUCGACUCCUCUAGUGGGCGAGGUUGGUCCAGAGACUUACGCAAGCUACAUGGGCGCCGGUAUCCCCCUCGCAUACAUCUUCGCCGAAACUCCUGAAGAGCGUAACUCGCUGGCCGAGACCUUGAGACCAGUGGCCGAGAAGUACAAGGGUCAAAUGAACUUUGCAACCAUUGACGCAAAGGCUUUUGGCGCUCACGCUGGCAACUUGAACCUGCCAACCGACAAAUUCCCUGCCUUCGCCAUUCAAGAGACCGUCAAGAACGAGAAAUAUCCAUUCGAAGGCACCUCGCUUACUGAGAAGAAGAUCGGUGCUUUCGUCAAGGACUUUGUGGGUGGCAAGCUUUCACCCAGCAUCAAGUCUGAGCCUAUCCCAGAGAAGCAAGAAGGACCAGUCACAGUUGUGGUUGCUCAUUCUUACAAGGAUAUUGUUUUGGACGAUUCCAAGGAUGUCCUGGUUGAGUUCUACGCACCAUGGUGUGGUCACUGCAAGGCUCUUGCUCCUACUUACGAGAAGUUGGCCGAACUCUACACUUCUCCCGAGUUCUCCUCCAAGGUCACUGUGGCUAAGAUCGACGCCACUCAAAACGACGUUCCAGACGAGAUUGCUGGAUUCCCCACCAUCAAGCUCUUUCCUGCCGGUGCCAAAGACUCGCCAAUCGACUAUUCCGGUUCAAGAACGCUUGAGGACAUUGCUGCUUUCAUUCGUGACAACGGCAAGCACGGUGUGGACGGCUUGAGCGCGGAGAAGGAUGACGAUGUUGAGAUGGAGGAUGUCUCAUCCGCUGCCAGCGACACUCUGGUUAAGGCCGCGCCUGCCGCAACUACCGCCACGGAUUCGGCCAAGAGCGGUAUCAAGGAAGCCGUCAAGAGUGUCAUCAGCGAGGCUGCUGAUGCUGCUGCGACGGUCCUUGCGGACACGGACACCGGUGGUCCCCAGGAACACGACGAAUUGUAA
Messenger RNA from Exophiala viscosa, 1629 nucleotides. Its product is annotated as prolyl 4-hydroxylase, beta polypeptide. Lineage: Eukaryota; Fungi; Ascomycota; Eurotiomycetes; Chaetothyriales; Herpotrichiellaceae. The transcript has 4 exons. The record is from RefSeq and is a predicted model, not a curated record. Gene Ontology annotation, molecular function: protein disulfide isomerase activity. Gene Ontology annotation, biological process: response to endoplasmic reticulum stress; protein folding. Bases 1 to 1629 code for a protein of 542 amino acids. Gene Ontology annotation, cellular component: endoplasmic reticulum.